AAGGCAGUUUCAUCAAAAUGUCCAACUUGAACGUACCCCUAGCAUCGUGAAUUAAAAUUCUUAAACUUCAUCUUGUUUUCUUUUUGUUUUAAAGACAAGUCCAAAGAGAAUGUUGCCCGUGUAAAAUUGCCUAAGGUAGCGUAAUAUAUUGCAGCCGGCUUUAUUAUGUCUUUCGGAUUCUCCGUAGGCGACAUCCUGGCGGGCGCGCAGCUAGCGUACACGCUUUGCAAAUCUUUAUCGGAGAUUCAAGGAGCUUCCAACGACUAUCAAGAACUUAUUGCACAGCUUAACGUUGUCCAUAAGGUUCUCGUUCAUGUUGAUGAACUCCGAGCCGCGAACCAACUUCCGCCAGCAACCGUUAAUGCUCUUCUAUUCACGAUCAAUACCACAAAUGAGGCUAUAGACACAUUUCUAACUCAAUAUGAAACUUACGAAGAGAGUCUACGGCGAGGUGGUUCGGGAAACAUGGUUAUAGAUGUUUAUAAGAAGGGGAAGUGGGCUACUCAAAUGCCUGACAAGGUACGAGAUCUGAAAGGAACACUGUCUACGAUGCUGGCGGCUACCAACUGUCUUGUCUCUCUGGCAUGUUACUAUAAUACUAGCUAUCAUGACAAAUAUGCAUCUGAUAUAUAUACGAAUUGUGAAGAAUCCCAAGAAUACUAUGGCGAUGCCAGGCCUAUCAAACUUGCAGGUAGAAUAUACGGUAAUAAUUUCGAUUACCCAGUCUCGUGUCCCGGAUUCGAUGAACACCGACCCCAGUUUUUCCGUCCCGGCCAGAUAUUUGCGGCGCAGAUCACCUCGAAUUGGCUGUUAGAGCCAAAAGAACGAGAGUUUGAAAAGGUUGAUUUCGGAAACCUCCCACUUGAGCCAACUUCGCUACUUGAGGAGAAGGCCGCAGCGGAAAGGCUCGAGAACAGGGCUAGACGGCUCGAUCAAAUCCGGAAUCUCCCCUUGGAGAAAAUGGUCCGGUAUUGUGAAGAUGUACCAGGCGACUCUACUCAGGUCAAGUGCCUGCUUUGCGAGCGUGAGCUCAUGGAUCAAAACACCAAAAAAGAGCCUCCGACUUUCGCGAAGGACCUUUGGGCUAGUAGUCACUUCCGCUACGACCAUUGGAAAAAUUACUUCCCAAUGCUACCUCCCGACGCUUCCCUGUCGCUGCGGUGGGAUAGGAAGAAAGAAUUAGAACCCUCUAGUGACCUUGCCCCCCAUAUUUUGUCCUCGGACUUCUCGGCGGAGACAUGGAUCGAUUUGACGCACGUAACGGAUGACAGACCGAUCUAUACGGAUAAUGAAAUAAUCGGACGCAUCAAUAAGUCAACCCGUCACAAGGUCCACCCCCUUAUGGGCCCAAUCCUCAUUCGACGGUUUGUAGUUGUCCGCCAAGGGCUAGACGAUUGUCUAUGUCUUGGAAUCCAUACAUACUCUCGCCGGGGUUGUGGAGAUCAGCCAGACCAAGAGCUGUUCGGCAUCCUUCAUUCAAGUAAUAAGCCACCACCGCCCAUGCCUAACGAGACAAAAAUGGUCCUCUCACCUGUACGAAUGAAAUCCGACCAUCCGUCGACUGCUCUCUCGCGUACCGCAAGGAUACACUACGGCCGCGCGUACCGGAUAUCUCACAAGUUAUGGGUCCAAUCUAUCGGGCUUAUUAAAGAUGCCUCCAUGGAGGUGCUACUUGACCAAUUUGAGGCAAACGUGUACAGAAAAACAGACGACACAACUAGAUUAAUCCCUACCGACGCUCUUGAGCCACAAGCAGAAGCUGCUGAUAUAAACAUAGCCCAGGCAAUCCGAGAGAACGUCGUUAGCGUACUGGGACCCGAUAUAGCUCCGGAGAUGUACCAGCCGUUGAAUACGGGGGAUGCGAGACUUAAGAAGACUUCACACGCUAGCAUUAUGGGCAGGUUGCUAAAGAAGAAAUGGUAGCGGUUAUUAUUUACUUAUUAACAGGUUGUGUCCAUAUCAUCAAGUUGGGACUGGUCAGCCCACUCACUCCAUUUUCCCACCAGUAUUGUAGCUUAGCCGACGUACAGCAUGUU
Messenger RNA from Daldinia caldariorum, 2036 nucleotides. RefSeq lists its product as uncharacterized. The transcript is spliced from 4 exons. NCBI's taxonomy places the organism in Eukaryota, Fungi, Ascomycota, Sordariomycetes, Xylariales, Hypoxylaceae. Bases 166 to 1923 code for a protein of 585 amino acids. The record is from RefSeq and is a predicted model, not a curated record.